This is a messenger RNA of Pollicipes pollicipes, 2712 nucleotides long. RefSeq lists its product as uncharacterized. NCBI's taxonomy places the organism in Eukaryota, Metazoa, Arthropoda, Thecostraca, Pollicipedomorpha, Pollicipedidae. The record is from RefSeq and is a predicted model, not a curated record. The transcript has 4 exons. Bases 37 to 930 code for a protein of 297 amino acids. Gene Ontology annotation, molecular function: acyltransferase activity, transferring groups other than amino-acyl groups.
GAAAGCAGGGCGCUGGUAGCCAGGCAGACACUGUGAAUGGAGGUGGCACCGCAGCGCACCGAGGAUCUGGACUGGGUCCUUGAUAUGCUGCGGUUGUCUGACACACUGCAAGCGGCAGUAAAGAUCCGGUUUCUCGUACAACUUCAAAAGCUCAAGCUAAAUCAAUGGCCUUGUGUUAUCUUCACUGAUACUGCAGCUGAUGAUAGAAAUCCCAUCACUCUCUUCAUACAGGACCGCGGCGCAAGCAAAAGCAUCCUCCAGCUAUUCACCACCGAAGACAAUUUGACGCGACUGGAGGCUUUCCUGAGGUCUCCAGAGGUCUCACAACGCCUCUGGAAACGGUCCUUAGACCUGCCCGGUCUGCCGCAGUACAUGCUGCCCACAUUGCUUUCUGUAGCUAGCGACAUGAGGUUUACAGCCGACACGCCGGUGGAGCGCUGUGUCUUCGCAACGGACGAGGCGCCCGCCGCUCCCAAGGCCCUGCCGGGAGUAGUGAUCCAGCCGCUGCACGAGACGCACCUGGCUAAAGUGUUGCAGCAUUGGGAGCCGGCGGCCGGCAUGGUCGACCCGGCCAGCUUCUUCGCCGGCUCGCUGGCCGCCGGCCUGACGGCGGGCGUGUUCGCGCUUCCGGAGACCGGAGCCGCGCCGCCGCCGCCCAGCUGCCUGCGCGCCUGGGCGUUGCUCAAUGCGAGCGGCUCGAUCGGCGUACUGCACACGGAGGAGGCGUGGCGUAGACGCGGCUACGGCACGGCCGUCAUGGCGACGCUCAGCCGAGCCUGCGUCGAGCUCGGUCUGCACCCUUGCGCCGCCACCACCAAGGACAACGCGGCCAGCAUGGGCACCCUGCGGAGGGUCGGCUACAGGGAGGCGUUCACCGGAGUGUGGCUCUUGCUCAGCCCGGCCGGUGACGCGGCGGACCGCGCGCGCUAAAACGAGAACGCGCGCGCCGCUCAGCAGCACAGCAGUCCACCUGGGUGUGCGCCCCGCGUCCCGGUGCUGUCCAGGAUGGCCAGCAAAGGUGAAGAUCCAGAUGUUGUACUUAGAUUCCGCCUUGCUGGCCGUUUAAGCCUUAGCCUUAAUCACGUACUGUCCUGGGUCCUACUCAGUAUUGUGUGGCCCGUCCUGUAUACGCAUGAAUGUGUAGUCCAGGCAAUUCGCUGUGAGAUCGACCCGACGUGACCAGAUUUGAACGCCCUCAUUCCGGAAUUUUGAUCAAAAUUCCCCUGCGUAAUUGUCUGCAGGGCUGAAGCCAAAUUCGAUUAUUUUUCUCAAUUCGCUCAGGUCAAGGGUAAAAAAUUGUACCCUGAAGUAAGCUUGAGGUCGUGCGUGACAUGUGUUGUGUUCGGUGGGUUUGGUGGGUUUGGCUUUGCUAUUAAAAGAGUAAUCCCGCCAAAGUAUAUAUUUCUAACUCCACAUAAAACGGUAAAUACCAGUCCAGAGCUUUUGUGACCUUAGGUCACGGUUAAAAGGGAUGUCUCUCAGACCUUCAGUUAAAGGUUACACAAUGACCUUCAAUGGCUCCGAAAACAAAUUUUACAUAUUCAAGACUCAUAGGGUCCUUUUAUCGAAGAACGCAAGAAACGCGUGUUUUUAUCUCCUUGGACCUCAAAUGGAGCAUGGCAAUAGGCGGUGUUUGAGCUAAAAUUGGCCAAUUUCAUAAUUUGUGCCCUUUAGUCUGCUUCAGUGACAAACUAAAUCGACAGUAAGAGCAAGAAUGCAUUAGAUGGAACAGAUGGUGCAAUGUCCAAUGAAGAGACGGGCCAUUCAUCCCAUGAAAAAUUUGCGCUAACCUUCUGUAGCGUGGGUGUAUGUGCAACGUUUAAAUCCUCGCCAUAUCCACGACAUCUUGCCAAAAAUAAUGCGCACACUGUUUCUGGACGUUCUAAAUUCAUUCCUUGAAAAACGUAUGGAGCCAAACAGACAAAUAGCAAAUCAAACUAAGAAACAAAAAAUCAGAGCUGCAUUCAUGACACGCAAGCUCCAAUGCCACAAAACGUGCAAAGUCCUACGUACACGUGCAAAAAAAAAAUAUUAAGACAAAUGAAUUCGCUCUUGCCCGUCCCCUGUAUUGUUCUUACCUCCUUGCUACACUGAAUGACGCUCUUUGUCCUCUGACGUGCGACACACCUGUCGGUGCAGUCGUCCAAAGGGGUGAACUUAUAGUACCUUUUAGUGCCUUGGGUGGCCUCAGCUUCAUCUCGCCUCUCCUUACGCGCAUCUGGCCGCACUGGCGCAUCUGGCUGGCAUCUGGCGCAACUGGCUGGUCAAAUAUUUGGCGUGGUCCUCCCCCUGGCGACAGGGCAGCUGCAGGGCUUUGGUGGUCUCAGCUUCAUCUCACCUCUCCUUACGCGCGUCAGUUGCUCAAACGCCCGGACGUCCGUCUAGUUGCUCAGACGCCCAGACGUCCGUCUAGUUGCUCAGACGCCCAGACGUCCGUCUAGUCAGGCAGGCGUGUCCCGUUGCCUGCUUCGCCGUGCUCUCUUUGCCAUCGCGGGAGUCUUUACCACGUGAGGUGGUCAAGAAGUUUUUCCACCCGCGGCGGCGCAGUCUUCGUGGCGCCGCCGGCGAUGACGUAGUCUUCUUGAUGAUGACAUAGGUUGAUAAAAUUGCACUUUUCCAUGCGUUGACAUGAUAAUCCGUCUGUAAAGAACUGGAUGUACGUAGACCAGGGUGUUCUGAGAUGAUGUGGGAUGAAAUUUUCUAUAUUAUGUA